CCUCAGCAUCUUCCGUCACUACUGCUGUUAUAUUCUAAACCAGUUCAUAAACAGAUAAACCCUAGCCUUAAAAUCCCUAAAAUUGCCACAUCGUUUCGUUUCUAGUUCUUUUUCGCAAUGGAUGGCGAAGACGACGCCCCGAAAUCAUUGAUGGAGGAGAUGUACGCGAACGGCAUCGAGGGCGUUGACGAUGCGCCGUCAUCCUCAACUUCGACAACGAUCCGGAAGAACCGGCCCAUCAUUAGCGGCGAGCAGCUAGACAUCGAGGCCUACGCUGCGCUUUACUCGGGCCGUACCAAGAUCAUGCGGCUCAUAUUCUUAGCUGACCACUGCGACAAUUCCGGGAUGCAAUUGGAGGCCCUAAGGAUGGCUUACGAUGAGCUCAAGAAGGGGGAGAACACUCAGCUAUUCCGUGAAGUGGUCCAGAAGAUAGACGGUCGAUUGGGUCCCAACUAUUCGACGGAUGCCACGUGGUGCGCUAUGGUUGAUCGAAAAGCCGACCAAAGGAAAGAUAAACUCGAGAGCGAACUCAAUGCCUACAGGACGAAUUUAAUCAAAGAAAGUAUAAGAAUGGGAUACAAUGAUUUUGGAGAUUUUUACUAUGCUCAUGGCGCACUGGGGGAUGCUUUUAAAAGCUAUGUUCGAACUCGCGAUUAUUGUACAACGUCAAAGCAUAUUAUUCAGAUGUGUUUGAGUGCAAUUCUUGUGAGCAUUGAGAUGGGUCAAUUUGCUCAUGUGACAAGCUACGUUAGUAAGGCUGAGCAAACACCCGAGGCACUUGACCCUCCAACUAUUGCUAAGCUACGUUGUGCUGCUGGAUUGGCUCAUCUGGAGGCUAAGAAGUACAAGCUUGCUGCUCGUAAGUUUUUGGAAGUGGGUCCUGAACUUGGGAAUUCCUACAGUGAAGUGAUUGCCCCUCAAGAUGUUGCUACUUAUGGUGGGCUUUGUGCACUUGCAAGCUUUGAUCGAACUGAACUGAAGAACAAAGUUAUAGACAAUAUCAACUUCCGGAAUUUCUUAGAGUUGGUACCUGAAGUAAGGGAGCUUAUUAAUGAUUUUUACUCGAGCCAUUAUGCUUCCUGCUUGGAAUAUCUUGGAAACCUCAAAUCGAAUCUGAUGCUUGAUAUCCAUAUACAUGACCAUGUUGAGACCCUGUAUGAUCAAAUCCGGAGCAAAGCCCUUAUCCAGUACACCCACCCAUUUGUUUCUGUUGAUAUGCGAAUGAUGGCUGAUGCCUUUAAAACAAGUGUUGCAGGACUUGAGAAAGAACUUGAAUCCUUAAUUACUGACAACCAGAUACAGGCUCGGAUCGAUUCACACAACAAAAUUCUUUAUGCACGACAUGCUGAUCAGAGAAAUGCAACUUUCCAGCGGGUUUUGCAGACUGGCAAUGAAUUUGAUUGGGAUGUGAGGGCAAUGCUGCUGAGAGCAAAUCUUCUCAAGCAUGAGUACAAUCUUAGGGCUUCCAGGAAAAUCUGAAUUCUGGACUGAAGCAUUAUCAAGAUAUUCUUGCAAAGGUUCCUUCUAUGGCUGGGCCUAGGUUCUGGAUGUGCUGAGGCACUAUUGUAAGACCUUAAAAAGGAGAUUGGCUAUCCAUGAUGAUGGAUUUGCAUUUUGAGGGUUUUGGGAUACACACUUCUGUAUAUACUAAAAAGCUUAUCUCAUAAGUGUUACAUUAUUUGUUUUUCUUUACAUUGUUAUAAUAUUUUCUGCUCAUGUGCAAUUUGAUAGAA
Messenger RNA from Gossypium raimondii (Peruvian cotton), 1733 nucleotides. RefSeq names its product COP9 signalosome complex subunit 1. Bases 118 to 1479 code for a protein of 453 amino acids. The transcript has 6 exons. The record is from RefSeq and is a predicted model, not a curated record. Lineage: Eukaryota; Viridiplantae; Streptophyta; Magnoliopsida; Malvales; Malvaceae. Gene Ontology annotation, cellular component: COP9 signalosome.